Messenger RNA from Uloborus diversus, 2007 nucleotides. It is a transcript of the gene Srp68, whose product is annotated as signal recognition particle subunit SRP68-like. Gene Ontology annotation, molecular function: signal recognition particle binding; endoplasmic reticulum signal sequence receptor activity; protein binding. NCBI's taxonomy places the organism in Eukaryota, Metazoa, Arthropoda, Arachnida, Araneae, Uloboridae. Bases 165 to 1943 code for a protein of 592 amino acids. Gene Ontology annotation, cellular component: signal recognition particle, endoplasmic reticulum targeting. The record is from RefSeq and is a predicted model, not a curated record. The transcript has 12 exons. Gene Ontology annotation, biological process: SRP-dependent cotranslational protein targeting to membrane.
CAUUUGUGUCUGCUCCGCAAGCCUAGAAAUUCUUUAAAGAGAUUUUUGAUUAUUACACGUAUUCAUUGUUGUACUGGGUAAAUGAGAGUUUUGUGAUUAUGUUUUAAUUUUUUGCAGAAAAAAUUUACUUCCAAGUUUUCUUUGCCUCAAAUCGGUAUUAAACUAUGGCUGCUGAAGAUGGUGUAGAUUUAAAAAAUGAAGAAGGUGCCAAUGUUAGUAAUUCUAAAGAGCUAGAUAUUCAUCAGAAAACAUUUACUCUGGAGAUAUUGCAUAUAAUCAAGGAUGCUCAGCAGCAGCAUGGGUUACGUCAUGGUGACUACCAGCGUUACAGAAGUUAUUGCAGCCGCAAAUUACGACGCAUACGGAAAUCUUUGCAUUUUAUUCUGGCCUCCAAGCACAGAUAUCAAGCAAAAAAAAUUACAGAAGAGGUAUUGACUGAUGUUAGAUUUCUAUACAUUCCAUUGAUGAUGGCUGAGAGAGCUUGGGGAUAUGCUAUGCAGUUGAAGCAGGAAGCUAAUACUGAAACUAGAAAGAAGUUUCAUUUGGUUUCAAGGUUGAGAAAAGCAACGAAAAUUGCUUCUGAUUUAGAAACUCUUUGCGAAAGUUCGAAAUGUGACGCUAGAACUAAACUUGAAGCGCAGGCAUAUUCUGCUUGGAUAAAAGGGUCAUUAUAUUUUGAGCUGCAACAAUGGCAGUCAGCUAUAGAAUGUUUCAGAAUAUCACAGACAAUAUAUGAAAAGCUUUCUGAAGCAUUGAAUGAAGAUGAAGUUGUUUUAUACAAGCAGCGAGUUGAGGAAUUAAUUCCAAAUAUUCGUUAUUGUGCUUAUAAUAUUGGAGAUGAAACUGCAAUCAAUGAUCUAAUGAAAAUGAGGCUUUCUGGGAAGACUUCUGGAGAAGAUUUGUUAGCAUCUGAUUUAGAUCAUUUAAUAGCCCAAACUCGAGAAAAGCAAGCUGUUACACUAUCAGAAGUUGAAUGGCAAGGUCGUAAGAUUCCUGUAAGGCAUGAAAAAAUCAGAUUGUUUUUAUUGAACGUUCAAGAUGCACAAGUACAGGUUGAACAAGCACUUGAUUUGCAGGCAAAAAUAGAAGUUUAUGAACGGUUAUUGUUAGAUUGCAAGGACGCAUUGCAAGUUGUUAGAGACGAAAUGAAAGAUCAGGCUGGGAAAGGUCGUUCUGAUGCUGCUCAAUCAAGUCUUGCCUUUCUACAAUCGUACUUGACUUACAUUCGACUUUCCAAAACUAUAGAACGAAAUCUUUUGUUUAUUGAAUCCCUUAAGCAAAAUAUGGGCUCAACUUCUGAAACAGCAAUCGAGGGCAAAAGAGUGACAAAGCCCCAAGAUCUUGUUCGGCCAUAUGAGAUCAUCAUUCAGAACUUACAUGAAAUGAAGCAACUGCCGGGGGUAGAAUCGGAUUCUAAUUUCCUUGAUGAAGCAGAAGCAAGUAUAUUAGCUUAUAAAGCUCAUAGGUGCUUUUAUAUAGCUGAAGUUUAUGCUGCUGCAAAUAAAUGGGUUGAAGCUAUAGCUUUGUAUGGGAGAUCAGAAGAAUAUUCUAAAAGUGCUUUGAAGAAUCCAGCUUUAAAAAACAAGAAAUUGAUUGGGCUACUUAAAGAACUGUUGACAAAAAUUGAAGGGAACAAGUAUAAUGCUUACUCUUUAAGUAUUUUAGGAAAUGAAGACAGCGUUCAACCCACUGAUAGUGCAACAAAAGGCAAAAAGAAUUUGAUGGACAGAUUAAAUGAAUACCGUGAAGAUGCAACAUUAGUAUCACCACAGCCGAGAAUAGCACAGUUUCCACCUGACUUUAAACCUAUUCCUUGUAAACCACUCUUUUUUGAUCUAGCUUUGAAUCAAAUCGAGUUUCCACCUCUUGAUGACAAAAUUGAACAAAAGAAAGGAGGUGGAAUCACCGGAUUUGUUAGAGGGUGGCUAGGUGGCUGGAAAUAAACUGAACUAAAAUGUCUUUGUUUAUUAUGCUUUUUAAAGCAUUGAAAUAAAGUUUAUAAUGUAA